Messenger RNA from Brienomyrus brachyistius, 1920 nucleotides. It is a transcript of the gene enpp7.1, whose product is annotated as ectonucleotide pyrophosphatase/phosphodiesterase 7, tandem duplicate 1. Bases 1 to 1455 code for a protein of 484 amino acids. The record is from RefSeq and is a predicted model, not a curated record. NCBI's taxonomy places the organism in Eukaryota, Metazoa, Chordata, Actinopteri, Osteoglossiformes, Mormyridae. The transcript is spliced from 6 exons.
AUGCUGUUGGCGUUUUGUGUCUGUCUCCUCCUAGCAGCAUCAUCCCUUGGGGUCCCAUUAGGUGAACCCCACAAAAGAGUGAGGAACAAGCUGCUUCUGGUCUCCUUUGAUGGAUUCCGCUGGGACUAUGACCGAGAUGUGGACACCCCCAACCUGGACAUCAUGGCCCAGGAUGGUGUCAGGGCCACUUACGUGACGCCCCCGUUCAUAACCAUCACCAGUCCAGCGCACUUCACCCUGCUUACAGGUCGGUACAUUGAGAACCAUGGUGUUAUACAUAACAUGUGGUUUAACAUCACCACUCAAGAGAGGAAACAGUACUAUAUGACACAGUUUGUUGAUGAGUGGUGGGACAAUGGCAGUCUGCCCAUCUGGAUCACAGCACAGAGGCAGGGUCUGAAGGCCGGCUCUCUGCACUUCCCUGGAACAGCAUCCCUAUACCAGGGGGAGAAGGUUCAAGUUGGAGAAAUGGAGCCAAUAUUUUACAAUCACUCUAAUGAGACAGCUUGGCAUGAGAAAGUGGAUAAAGUCAUGGCUUCCUGGUUCAGCGAGCAGGACCUGGAUUUUGUGUCGCUGUAUUUUGGGGAGCCGGACAGCACAGGGCAUAGGUAUGGACCGGAUUCCCCGCAGCGUAGGGAGAUGGUGAAGCAGGUGGACCGCACAGUGGGAUACAUCCGCCAGGCAGCCCAGAAGCACGGGCUCACUGACAGACUCAACAUCAUCAUCACUGCUGACCAUGGCAUGACCACAGUGCUCAGGAAUGGCCUGGUCAAGGAGAUCAUCAUAUCUAAGAUCCCAGGUUUUUCAUUUAAAGAUAUCAAGUUCCAGCUGCUGGAUUACGGCCCUACCGGCAUGCUACUUCCAAAGGAGGGAAUGCUGGAGAAAGUAUACAAUGCCCUGAAAGGUGCACAUCCUAAUCUCCAUGUCUACAAGAAGGAAGACAUGCCCAGUUACCUUCAUUACUCCAACCAUCCUCGCAUUCUGCCUAUUGUACUCUUCGCGGAUCCAGGAUUUGUUAUUAAUGGGUUGUUUCCCGUCCAGUCUAAUAAGGGGGAACAUGGAUUUGACAACCAAGCUAUGGACAUGAAGCCAUUUUUCCGGGCAGUGGGACCGGACUUCCACAAAAAUCUGGUGGUGGGCCCCUUCGAGACCGUACAUGUGUACCCCCUCAUGUGCCACUUGCUGGGCAUCACACCUGAAGUCAACGACGGCUCCGUAGAUGCCACACGACACCUGCUGGCCUCUUUUAAGGACUCGAGCCCGGCUGAGCGUUCGGAGCAGGGAGCUGUCUCUAGGGCCCUCAUCGGUCUGGGAGCAGUGGCUGGGUUUUUGGCACUUAUGUUUGCGGUGGCCGUCUCUCACAGCACGUACAAACGGCGGCGCGGCAAUCGCAGCUGCAAGGGAGGUGUGGACACUGAGGAACAAGAGGGCGUCAGCACACAAACAUCCUUCUAAGUACUUGCUGCACCUGAGCAGGAGAAAAUGAGAGACGAGUGGUACUUCAUAAACCUGAGAAUCACCACCUCCCUGAUCUUCUAAGCCCCCCCAAAAUAAUGUCUUCUGCAGCAUUUUGAUGACUAUAUAUAUAUAUACACACACACACCAUUCAGGGCCAAAUAUACAAUAUGUAUAUAUGUAUUUUUUAAAUAUUGCCAGCAGGGACAUUGUGUAUCAACAUAGAAAUCAAAUCCUGCACAGAUUUUCUUUAACCAGGAAAAUGAAGCAAUUAUACAGAAUUGUCACUGUCAAAGGAACAUUCUGCAACUGUUACCACAUUACAAGAAACAUGUAGGCUUCCCCAGUUAAUGCAAAAUGCAGCUAAGUAAAGUUGUUAAAGACAAACAAUGUAUGCAUUAUAAUUGAGGAAAUUUCAUACUAAUUAGUUAAUGUGGGCAACUAUCACGGAGAAUUAGCCCUUGA